Messenger RNA from Botrytis cinerea B05.10, 887 nucleotides. RefSeq lists its product as hypothetical. The transcript is spliced from 2 exons. The record is from RefSeq and is a predicted model, not a curated record. NCBI's taxonomy places the organism in Eukaryota, Fungi, Ascomycota, Leotiomycetes, Helotiales, Sclerotiniaceae. Bases 40 to 873 code for a protein of 277 amino acids.
GGUGAUGUAACUCCUUGGGAUACCACGAAGGUUCAUCAAAUGGGCAUCACCGAGUUUCCCCGUGGAAGAUUAAUCCUAGAGGCUCAGUCGAUUAUUCUCAAAACACUCAGAGGUACAGUCGAAUAUCUUCUUUUAGGUAUCGAUACAGAAAACUCCUCAAGCAAAUGGCAUAUACUUGUCGAUAAUAACUUUCAUGGCGCCGCCGGCUCCACCGCGUGGUCUAAUUUCAGUGAUCAAGCUUUCACCGCACCUAUCUUUGAUCUUGAUCGACUUCUGAAUAUUUCAAGAGCAACUUUCCACGAAGCUGGAGAUCACCUGUGGCUUCUUCAAACUGAUCCAGUUUACUUGCAAUAUCAUGCUAGAUUGGCUAGGCAAGUAUGGUCCUCUAAAGGCACUGGCGAUAGAUUUUUUCACAAGUCUGCUUGGGUGCUUCGUUACAAAGCAUUUACCACCGUCCAGAGAUGGUCAUGGGUAGUCGAUGAGUUUGAACAUGCUCAGGCUCAACGCCACAAGUUCUGGGAUAAUAUCAAUUGUGAGUUGUUAUUAAUCAACCUUCUACUUCAACGAGUCAAAAAGCUCCGCAAUUGUCUUCCAAGUUUCAAGGGAUUUUCUCAAGAUUACAAAAUUUCUGAUACAGGCGACACUGUCACUGCUCAAUUGAAUGCUGGCAAAUAUUCCACAGGCAAAGCAAUAUUCUACCAUGAUCCCCUCAAUUGGUGCUUAAUUCAGAUGACGGCAGAUACAGAGGAUCCAAAUAAUCAUGACGCUUCAAUGCUACUUGGAUUCUUGACAGAUUGGCUAAACAAGGACACUACAAUGGCAGAUGACAAACAGCGGAUUGAUCCUCAGAUCCUUGAAGUCUUAUCCGAAUAAGCAACUCACUACGA